Manihot esculenta (cassava) is the source of this 739-nucleotide messenger RNA. Its product is annotated as 5'-adenylylsulfate reductase 1, chloroplastic. The record is from RefSeq and is a predicted model, not a curated record. Bases 94 to 402 code for a protein of 102 amino acids. The transcript is spliced from 2 exons. Lineage: Eukaryota; Viridiplantae; Streptophyta; Magnoliopsida; Malpighiales; Euphorbiaceae.
UUCAUGAACGAGCCUACUGCAUCCAUCUAUUGUAAUGGAAACUCAAGAACAAGAUCCAUCUGAUGAAGAAGACAGCUUGCUUAUUCUCUGAUCAUGGCUGCUUGCUUCUCCAUCCUCCCAUCUGAUCAUAGGUUCUUCUUUCUUGUUAUUCUUCAAUGGGUGUUUAGCCUGGACACAAGGAGCUUGAACUCAGAAACAUACAAGUUCUUUGAUUCUGUGGAGAAACACUAUAACAAAAGGCUAUUCUCUGUCUAUGCUGGGAUGACAAGCCAGAGAAGAGAUGAGCCUCCGGAAACUCGAGCCAAGAGUAGUUCGAUUAGUGAAAUAGAUCUUUUGUUGGAAGGAAUUGAUGGUGGGUUGAAGAAUGCAUUGGCAAAUAUGGAUACCCUUUGCCACAUGUAGAAAUGUAGAGUCAAGGAGCACCGAGCAAAGAAGAGGUUACUGUUGUUGUGGCCGUGUGCUUCUCAAAGAUUCGAAGUUAUUGCAUUUGUGGUGACAGAUAAUCAAGAGUUCCCCUUUGAAACUUCAUUUGUGUGAUCAUUGGAUUGGAGGCAGUACAAUAAGCAACAAAGCUUUCGGUCUAUCAGUCUCCCGCACAUCUAUUAUUAUUAUUAUUAAGUUAUUGCUGCAAGUAAAUGAGGUGAGUUUAGAGGCAGAGAGAGAGAGAGUUCAGUUCAUUCAAUGUUUCUGUGUAUUUUUCAUUUUGCAAUCCUAUAUUCCAAAACUCUUAUUUCUGUAA